AGAGAAAAAAAUAGAGACGUUCUACACAUGUUGUGGUGGAAAUCAAAUCUUUCCACCCUCUCCUCUCCCCUUAUACAACAGUCCUCUCCUCAGUUCCAAAACUUAAAUUCUUUCUCCUUUGGUGUUUCCAGUUUCUGCAUCCUUAUAUUCAUUUCACGUGGCAUUAAUUAUUACAAAAUUGACAGGGAUGCUAACUGUAUCACCUCUGAGCUACAAAACCACCAAAAAUGACAGGGAUAAUCACAUGGAAAGUUUCACGAUUGGAGGAGUCGAUGAUUUUCCAGAGUUUGGUGAUGGGAAUUUGCUCGAAAGCAUUGAUUUUGAUGACAUUUUCUUGGGGAUCAACGUCGACGAUGAUGUGCUACCAGAUUUGGAGAUGGACUCAGAGAUGCUUGCUGAAUUCUCAGUUAGUAGUGGCGACGAAUCUGAUCGUAUGAAUAGUUAUAAUACUACUACACCACCACUCCACGUAGAAGAACACAACUUUUCCAGAAACGAAGAAGUGGAAAAAGUUCCAUCAGAUUUGAAUCAGAAGAGUGAAAAAUCUAAACCCAAGUCAAAGGAAAAUGAUAAGUGCAAGAAAUCAUCGGGGCAAUCCAAAAAUCCAGAAGGGAAGAGAAAAGUGAAGGUGGAUUGGACGCCAGAGCUCCACAGGAGAUUUGUACAAGCAGUAGAGCAAUUAGGUGUAGAUAAAGCAGUCCCAUCUAGGAUUUUAGAACUCAUGGGUGUUGAAGGUCUCACUCGCCAUAACAUUGCUAGCCAUCUUCAAAAAUAUAGAGCCCAUUGGAAACAUUUGCUUGCGAGAGAAGCAGAGGCGGCAAGUUGGAGCCAAAGAAAACAAAUGUACGGCGGUGCAGCCGUGGUUGGAGGUGGCGGAAAGAGAGACAUAAACCCAUGGCCGUCAGCACCAACCAUGGGUUUUCCACCUAUGACGGCACCACCCAUGGUGCCGCCUCAUUUUAGACCUCUACACGUCUGGGGCCAUCCGCCCACCGAUCAAUCUAUGAUGCACAUGUGGCCGAAACAUAUAACGCCUCUUCCACCAGGAUGGGCACCGGUCCCUCCUCAUUCUUCACCACCUAUAGAUCCUUCCUUUUGGCAUUCACACCAUCAAAGAGUACUAAACUCUCUUGCACCAGGCACUCCUUGCUUUCCUUCACCAAUAGCGCCCACGAGAUUUCCAGUUCAGGGCAUCCCACCCCCUGCCAUGCUCAAAGCUGUCCCCACCGGAGCAGGCCAAAAUCUACCUAAACCUCCUUCUGAUUUUCAUCCUUCAAAGGAGAGCAUAGAUGCGGCCAUUGGAGAUGUUUUAGCAAAGCCAUGUCUGCCACCACCACCCCUCGGACUCAAACCUCCUUCAAUCGACAGUGUGUUGAAUGAAUUACAACGUCAAGGGAUUAAUAAAAUACCUCCAACUUAAAUUUAUGAGUUUCAAGCUGCGGGGUGGAAUUAAUUUUUUCGGGUUUUAAUUUCUUGGAUUGCUAAGAAUUAAACCCUUCAAUUCGACGACAUGGUUUCUUGCACUUGAUGCAUGAAGAUGAACUCAAUAUUCAUCUAUAAUGGGGAAAAAAAUCAUCUAUAAUGCGAGUAUUUUCCUCCUAACUUCUUGUACUCUUUUGUUCUUGUUUCCUUUUGCACAAGAACAAUGAUUUAACUUAAUAAUGGGUUGGCACAUGCAUGGAAUGGGCACUUGUGACUAUUUAAUUUGUCACCAAUUUGAGAAUCUAA
Messenger RNA from Nicotiana tabacum (common tobacco), 1728 nucleotides. Its product is annotated as transcription activator GLK2. Gene Ontology annotation, molecular function: transcription cis-regulatory region binding; DNA-binding transcription factor activity. Gene Ontology annotation, cellular component: nucleus. NCBI's taxonomy places the organism in Eukaryota, Viridiplantae, Streptophyta, Magnoliopsida, Solanales, Solanaceae. The record is from RefSeq and is a predicted model, not a curated record. Gene Ontology annotation, biological process: positive regulation of DNA-templated transcription.